AUGAACUUACGUGUGAUUAUCCUAUUUUUCUGCCUGAUCAUCUUUGUGGAUGGUAGGAAAGUACACAGGUUUCGACUGCAGAGGCGCUCCCAUCGACACCACAAAGCUCCCCAUUCUCAUUUUCAUCUGCAAUUCCGUAAUGCUCUAAGAAGAAAGUACGGAUACACACCACUUCGUACAGUGAAUGCCGUGAAUAUAACUAGUGAUCCGAGUAAAGGAGUAGUGCUAGCAGAACCCUUGAUUAACUCCUAUGACACCAACUUUUUCGGUGUUAUAUCGGCUGGAGAACAACCCUUUACCAUGCAGUUCGACACAGGAUCUUCGGACCUUUGGGUACCCAGUUCCCAUUGCAGGUUUUGCAUCAAAAAGUGCGGCUCCAAGUUCUUCAGGGAAUCCAAGUCAAAAACCUUUCGAACAAAUAAUAUCCCAUUCAGCAUCACCUAUGGAUCGGGAUCUGUGAAGGGCAUUGUGGCUUCGGACGAGGUUGCCUUCGGAGAUUUAAAAAUCCAGAAUCAAGGCAUUGGUUUGGUCAACAUUUCCGACUCCUGCUCCGUUUUCGAUGGAAUUGCAGGGUUUGCUUUUCAAGAACUUUCAAUGACCAAUUCCGUACCAGUUUUCCAGCAAAUGAUUGACCAACAUUUGGUGGAGCAGCCCAUAUUUUCGUUCCACAUGAAGAGUGGUUCUAGCGACGGUGGUUUAAUGAUUCUCGGUGGAUCGAACUCCAGUUUAUACUACGGUCCUUUGACCUACACAAAUGUAACGGAGGCCAAGUACUGGACCUUUAAAAUGGAUUACAUUGAGGUUCAUAGCAAAAGCUCAAGACGUUGCGAAUCGGGAUGCAAGGCCAUUAUGGAUACGGGAACCUCACUGAUCGUUGGUCCUGUAAUGGACGUCCUCUAUCUGAACAAGGCCAUUGGAGCCGAGCAUAAUGACACAUAUGAUCUGUAUAUUGUGGACUGUGCCACAAUUCCCCAACUUCCGAUAAUUGUGUUUAGCAUCGCUAAUAAGGAAUUCUACGUAAAACCACAAACCUAUGUGAUUGUGUAUCAGGACUUUUGCUUCUCCGGCUUUAUGGACAUGCGGGGUCUGGACCACUGGAUUAUAGGCGAUGUCUUCCUGAGGGAGAAUUAUGUGGAGUUCGAUUGGGCUAGGAAAAGACUGGGCAUAGCACCAGCUGUUUAAUUGAAAUUGUUAAAAGUUUAAAAUGUUAUUCUAUUAUUAAAACCAACACCUUUUGUGUAAA
Molecule: messenger RNA, 1243 nt
Organism: Drosophila suzukii
Lineage: Eukaryota; Metazoa; Arthropoda; Insecta; Diptera; Drosophilidae
Product: lysosomal aspartic protease
Biological process (GO): cell death; proteolysis
Cellular component (GO): lysosome
Molecular function (GO): aspartic-type endopeptidase activity
Source: RefSeq, a predicted model, not a curated record